Molecule: messenger RNA, 3397 nt
Organism: Calypte anna (Anna's hummingbird)
Lineage: Eukaryota; Metazoa; Chordata; Aves; Apodiformes; Trochilidae
Gene: USP1
Product: ubiquitin specific peptidase 1
Exons: 9
Coding region: 132-2516 (794 amino acids)
Biological process (GO): regulation of DNA repair; protein deubiquitination
Cellular component (GO): nucleus; cytosol
Molecular function (GO): cysteine-type endopeptidase activity; cysteine-type deubiquitinase activity
Source: RefSeq, a predicted model, not a curated record
CCGCGGUCUCCAUGGCAACCGGCGGGCGGCGGCGGCGGCCUGCGCCGGGCCGGCCUGUAGCGGUGUGAGCGGCGGGAGCAGCUCCCCGGCCGGGCCGGCCGCCUUCUCCCCGCCCCUGCCCGCCAGGAAAGAUGCCCGGGGUUCUGCCGAGUGACAGCACCGGACCGGCCAGAGGGAGCCCUUGUAAGAAGAACAGGCUCUCGUUGAAGCUUUUCCAAAAAAAGGAAGCGAAAAGAGCGCUGGAUUUCACGGAGUCCCAGGAAAAUGAACAAAAGGGUUCGGAGUUCCGAGGCUCUGAGGUUGACCAGGUGGUUCCUGCAGCACAGCCCCCUGCACUCCUCAGCUGUGAGAAGAAGGACAACAUGUUGCCUUUUGUGGGCUUGAACAACCUGGGUAACACCUGUUACCUCAACAGUGUGCUCCAGGUCUUGUAUUUUUGCCCUGGUUUUAAAACUGGAGUAAAGCAUUUAUAUAACAUCAUUUCAAAGAAGAAAGAAUCUCUGAAGGAUGAAGGAGAGCAAAAAGCAGAGAAGGGAAACUGUAAAGAAGAUCCAGUGGCAAGUUAUGAGCUCAUCUGCAGCUUGCACUCAUUGAUUCUUUCCGUGGAGCAGCUUCAAGCCAGCUUCCUCUUAAAUCCAGAGAAGUACACAGAUGAACUUGCCACUCAGCCACGAAGGCUGCUGAACACCCUGAGAGAGCUGAACCCCAUGUAUGAAGGCUACUUGCAGCACGAUGCCCAGGAGGUUCUGCAGUGUAUCCUGGGGAACAUCCAAGAAACCUGUCAGCUGCUGAAGAAGGAAGAGCUGAACAAACUGCCCGUGGAAGAGCCUGCAGCCAAAGUGGAGGACAAACUUCCUCAAAAUACCAAGAGCAAUGGAACUGCCAACCCUGAGGAGGAGGAAGAGGAGGAGAAUGUAGCAAGCAGCCAGGUUGGAGAGGGAACUGAAGAGAAACUGCUGAAGGGAAACGGGAAAAGAAAAAGCGAUGCUGAGGGUGGCAAUGCAAAGAAAAAAUCCAAAGUGUCAAAAGAGCAAAUUGCAGCAGAAGAAAAUCAAAGACAAACCAGGUCCAAGAGGAAAGCCACGGGAGAGAAGCUGGAAAAUCAAGCUGAUGCCAUAGCCAAGUGUUGCAGUGAAAACGAGAGCACCAAGCCCACGCAGAAGAAGUCGCGGCUUCGGUUGAACUGGUUGAAAUCUUCGUGCAAGCAGCCCAGCAUUCUGUCUAAAUUUUAUAGUCUAGGGAAGUUAACAACAAGCUUGGGAUCCAAAGACCCAGGGAAAGAGUGUGAUGACUGUGAGCUCGAAGAGUCAUCUGUAAAGUGUGAGAAUGGUAACACUGUUAAAGAGGAGUAUCGGGAACCAGCAUCUCCUGUGGGAAGCCAUAAUGAAAAAGGAACUGAGAAAGAACCAAAACAGGAAGGUACAGAACUGGCUGUUUUUGAACUAGUGGAGAAACUGUUCCAGGGCCAGUUAGUUCUGAGAACAAGAUGCUUGGAGUGUGAGUGCUUUACUGAAAGAAGAGAAGACUUUCAGGACAUCAGUGUUCCAGUGCAAGAAGAUGAACUUUCUAAAACUGAAGAGAGUUCUGAAAUUUCUCCAGAGCCAAAAACAGAAAUGAAGACUCUGAAAUGGGCGAUUUCCCAGUUUGCCUCAGUGGAAAGAAUUGUGGGAGAGGAUAAAUAUUUCUGUGAGAACUGCCACCAUUACGCAGAAGCAGAGCGCAGCCUUUUAUUCGAUAAAAUGCCUGAAGUUAUAACAAUUCAUUUGAAGUGCUUUGCUGCUAGUGGCUUAGAGUUUGAUUGCUAUGGUGGUCUGUCCAAGAUAAACACUCCCUUAUUGACGCCCCUCAAACUGUCUCUGGAGGAAUGGAGCACCAAGCCCACCAACGACACCUACGGCUUGUUCGCCGUGGUCAUGCACAGCGGCAUCACCAUCAGCAGUGGACACUACACAGCUUCAGUCAAAAUCACAGACCUGAACAGCCUGGAGUUGGAUAAGGGCAAUUUCAUCACUGACCAAAUGUAUGAAACCAUUAAACCAGAGCCACUGAACGAGGAGGAGGCAAGAACUGUCGCCGAAGACUACGACGACGGCGAAGUCUCCUUUAGAGUCAACGGGAACGCGCAGCCGGGUAAAGUGCUGAACAAAAAGAACAUGGAAGCUGUGGGACUUCUUGGGGGGCAGAAGAGCAAGCCUGACUGUGACCUCUAUAACAAACCAGCCAACCCUGAGAAGUUUCUCAACAUGGUUACUGAGAACAGAAACCCUGAGGCCAGCAGCAGCCCCGGGGGCGCGGGGUGCAGCACAUCGUCCCGGGAGCAGGACGGUGCCGGAGGACUGGAAAACAAAGCCCUGUACCUACUGCAGAGCCUCAGAGAGUAUGAAGGGAAGUGGUUGCUUUUUGAUGACUCUGAAGUCAAGGUGACAGAAGAAAAGGACUUUCUGAAUUCUCUUUCUCCCACGUCCUCAUCCACGUCGACUCCCUACCUACUGUUUUAUAAGAAAAUUGUAGAGUGAUGCUGUAUUCUGACUGUAAAUAUUAGGGAUUUGCAUACACCUCUUGGUCUGAUUUGCAUCAAAACUACCUGGAAGAAGCAGCUGUUUUGUUUUUUGAAGCUACUGGAUCAUAAUGUUUUUGGUCUUUUUGUUUGGUGUUAAGUGGCUCAACUUGAAUUAACAAACAUGACCUAGAAUUUAACUCAAUAACUUUAAUGCUGGAGAAUAGUGACAUUGCCUUUUAGGAAUCCCAGUUUGUAGAGUUCCUAAAUGAUGCCUACAGCACAUGGUAGUGGUUUUAACACAACCCUAGGUCUGAGACAUGCCUAUUGUAUUAUUAGCUUUUUUUUUUUUUUUUUUAAAUAAAGUUUAUUUGUAUUCAUCUUCUGGAGUAAAUGUAUAUUAACUAGUGAAUUUCAUCAGAAGUUGUGUAUUUUUGUAACUUGGGAAGUAAUGCUUCUUAUUUAGUCUUUGGGUAAUUGAUGUGGUUUAUUCUCCUUCUCCAGUUCUCCACUGCUGAGUGCAACUCCAAGCAGAAGCAAAGGGUCUUGUAACCUUGUUUAGUGUGUUGGAAGGGACUGAACUUCAUAGACAUGUUUGAAUGGCCUAAUUUGCAUCUUGUUGCAUAGGUGUUCAGUGGGCGAAGUGUAAAUAGGUGUGAUUAAUACUUCCAAAAAGAGGGGGGGAGCGUGUAGUGUAAUUAAAAUAAUUUUGUACUUUCAAGAGUAAAGCCCUCUCUAUGCAUAUCUGUUUGGGUGGAUUUGGAACUUAGCAGUGAUCUUGUGACAGUUAAUUUGUACUUGGAGCUCACUGAGAUGUGGGAAAAGGAAAGCGUUUGGCUUUGAUGCUUUGUUAAGAAUGUAUAUAUGAAAUAAAAACUUUAUGAUAUGCAUCCCAGAUAA